Messenger RNA from Maylandia zebra (zebra mbuna), 823 nucleotides. The record is from RefSeq and is a predicted model, not a curated record. Lineage: Eukaryota; Metazoa; Chordata; Actinopteri; Cichliformes; Cichlidae.
GUUAAUUGUUGUAAGGAGAGCUGUAUAGCAAAUGAGUACUUUUGUUCCACCACACUUGUCUUGGUUCAUCUCACUGUCUUUCCAGCUGCUAAGGGCCGCCCUGUUACAACAGCACUUUGGUUUACCAGGUGAACCUCAUGAUAUGAAGCCAAAAAAACAAUGCCCUCAUGGUUGGACAGAGUACUCCAAACGCUGUUUUAUCUAUGUUUUUCAUGCCAUGUCUUGGGCUCAGAAUGGUUAUUGGUAUUGGAUUGAUGGAACACAGUUCAGAUACACAAACUGGUGCCCUGGACAGCCAAGCAACUCGUAUUAUGAGCAAUGCCUGCGGAUGAAUUUUGGAGGAGGAGCAGAUAUGAGGCGAGGUCGGACUGAACGGAGUGGAUUUGAAGGGAGACAUCAGGAUGGUCACCUGGUCAAGAGGUCCUCUGAUUGUCCUGGUGGUUGGACUCUGUUGAGUGGUCGCUGUUUCCUCUACAUUCCAAGACGCACGACAUGGGCUAAAGCAGAGAAAAACUGCUUGGUCAUGGGGGCCAACCUUGCAUCUGUGCACAGCAGCACAGAGUAUCAUGGGAUUCAGCACCUGAUAGUGACUGCCAGUCAUGACUACCAAGAAACUUGGAUUGGAGGAAGUGAUGCACAGGAGAACAAGGCCUGGUUAUGGACUGAUGGAAAGCCUUUCGACUAUUCAAACUGGUGCCCAGGAGAGCCCAAUAAUUUCUGGCGCAACCAGCACUGUCUGCAAAUCAAUCAUAACGGUUCCAAGUGCUGGGAUGAUAUAGCAUGCAGCAAAAGUCGACCUUCUGUUUGUGUCAAGAAAAUGUGA